AUGGCUCAACCCUCUUGCUGGUUCUGCUGCUCCAGGCUCACCCCGCUGCUGGCGCUGUUGGCGUUGCUGACACGACCAGCUCUGGGCCGGGGCGGCCGGGAUCACGGGGACUGGGACGCGGCUCCGCAGUCGCCGCUGCCACCCCACGAAGACGCAGCGCGUGUGGCCCGCUUCGUGGCGCACGUCUGCGACUGGGGCGCACUGGGCACCAUCUCCACGGUGCCGGCGGUGCGCGGCCGGCCCUUUGCCAAUGUCUUCUCGCUCAGCGACGGGCCGCCCGGCGCGGGCAAAGGCGUACCCUACUUCUACCUGAGCCCGAUGCAGCUCUCCGUGGCUGACUUGCAGGUUAAUCCAUAUGCCACGCUGACAAUGUCUUUGGCACAGACGAACUUCUGCAGGAAGCGUGGGUAUGAUCCCCAGAGCCCACUCUGUGCUCACAUAAUGCUGUCAGGCACUGUUACCAAGGUGGACGACACAGAAAUGGAAUUUGCAAAGGAUUCGUUGUUCACGCGACAUCCUGAGAUGACGACCUGGCCUUCUGACCAUAACUGGUUCGUUGCUAAACUGAAUAUAACCAAUAUCUGGGUCCUGGACUACUACGGUGGAGCGAAGAUAGUGACGCCUGAAGAAUACUUUAAUGUCGAACUUCAGUAA
Messenger RNA from Elephantulus edwardii (Cape elephant shrew), 654 nucleotides. It is a transcript of the gene CREG1, whose product is annotated as cellular repressor of E1A-stimulated genes 1. The record is from RefSeq and is a predicted model, not a curated record. Bases 1 to 654 code for a protein of 217 amino acids. Lineage: Eukaryota; Metazoa; Chordata; Mammalia; Macroscelidea; Macroscelididae. The transcript has 3 exons.